Molecule: messenger RNA, 894 nt
Organism: Bactrocera latifrons
Lineage: Eukaryota; Metazoa; Arthropoda; Insecta; Diptera; Tephritidae
Product: probable deoxyhypusine synthase
Exons: 2
Biological process (GO): peptidyl-hypusine biosynthetic process
Cellular component (GO): cytoplasm
Molecular function (GO): deoxyhypusine synthase activity
Source: RefSeq, a predicted model, not a curated record
AGCCUGUCUUUAUAUUUCUCGGUGGUGAGUUUUCUUCUGAAUGUAUUUGUUUACAUUUGACCAACAGAAAAUAAAGUGCAGAUUUCCAUAUUCGAACAUUCAAAUUAAAUAAAAACAAAGUUUACUUUGUAUAAAGUUACUAAAUAUUUUAUUUAAAGUCUAAUAAUUGUAGUGAACAUAAGUUUUAUACAAGAGAAAAUGUCCGUUGGACCAGAUAUCGCCAAAGAAGCGGAAAAUACACCCAUCGUGCGGGGCUAUGAUUGGAAUCAGGGAAUUGAUUACUCAAAAUUAUUUGAGUCGUAUGUUAAUACGAGGUUUCAAGCUACUAAUCUUGCGUUGGCAGUAAGAGAAAUCAAUCUAAUGGUUGAAGAAGACUUUAUUAAACGCCUAGCACCUACGUACAUGGGAUCAUUCGAAUUAUCUGGCGAAGAUUUACGGGAUCGUGGUAUAAAUCGUAUAGGUAAUUUGAUUGUACCGAACGAUAAUUAUUGCAAGUUCGAGGAUUGGCUCAUGCCGCUACUUAAUAAAAUGGUUGAAGAGCAAAAAGCGAAAGGCAUUUGGUCUCCUUCUCAUAUUAUACAACUACUUGGGGAAAGGAUAAACGACACCAGCUCAAUAUACUACAGGGCUGCGAAACAUAAAAUACCUGUGUUUUGCCCUGCGCUAACAGGUGGUAUGAUGUAUUUCCACUCUUUCCGUUACCCCGGAUUAGUGGUAGAUAUUUUGUCCGAUUUGCGAUGUCUAAACACUAUGGCUGUGAAAGCCACCAAAUCGAGAAUGAUGAUAAUUGGUGGCGGUAUUAUAAAUCGGUGGUUAUAUCACAUAUGCAAUGCGAAUUUGAUGAGAAAUGGAGCCGAUUAUUCCGUUUUUAUUAACACAGCUUCGGAAUUCGAU